Daucus carota subsp. sativus is the source of this 749-nucleotide messenger RNA. RefSeq names its product heavy metal-associated isoprenylated plant protein 16. The transcript is spliced from 3 exons. NCBI's taxonomy places the organism in Eukaryota, Viridiplantae, Streptophyta, Magnoliopsida, Apiales, Apiaceae. The record is from RefSeq and is a predicted model, not a curated record. The coding region runs from base 335 to 727 and encodes 130 amino acids. Gene Ontology annotation, molecular function: metal ion binding.
UAAAAAAUGCGCCGGAUCCAACCAUUUGUCUUGUGAAUAUUCCUUUGUUUGGAUGUGUAAUCUAUUUUCUGGUAUCAAUUCAUCCAUCAUAUGAAUUAGAUUAAAGGAUUCAAUAACAACGGUCUGCAACAGUGGUCUCCAAAUUGUGGUUCUUUCUUUGCAUGUUUAUCCAAUUUUCAAGAAAUUGACACAGCUACUCUCUCUUAACAUCUAGCAACAAUCAAUUGUCUUACUCAUUUCCUCUAUAUAAAUGUUGCAGAUACAAACUCUGUUCAGUACAAUAACUAACAUCUAACUCCAGCUUUAUUUUUCUGAAUUAUAUCAUACCAAUACAAUGAAGCAAAAGGUGGUGAUCAGGGUGGACAUGUCUGAUCCCAAGAAGUCUCGGGCUAAGGCCAUGAAGAUUGCAGCCACUUUUUCUGGAGUAGAAUCAGUAGCAAUAAAAGGAGACGACAAGGAUAAAUUAGAGGUGAUCGGAGAAGAAAUAGACACGGUUGUACUGGCCAAAUUGUUGAGGAAGAGCGUGGGGCGUGCAGAUUUGGUUAGUAUUGGUCCGGUUAAAGAUGACAAGAAAGACAAGAAAGAUGAAGUGAAGAUCAAGCCUAAGCUCCAGGGUUAUGGUUCAAAUUACCCUUACAAUUACUAUUACUGUGAACCGGUUCCUAGUUACCAACAUGUUUACGAGACGAGAGACUCCUACAAUGAUCCCAACUGCUCCAUCAUGUGAUCAGCUCAUGAUCAUCUGUAGU